AUGGUCUUAUUAAAUAUGCUUAUAUGCAAACAUCUGUGCUUUAUGUAUUUUUCUACAAAUGUGCUUUGGCCCAUUUUACUUCUUUUACAUCUGUAUUUUAAAAAUUUUUGCCCUUCGAGAAUGGUUAGCAUACAACAUUCGAAAUCACUUGUAACGGUCCGCUGUGGAAAUCUAUCUCCAAAGACAUCCAUAGCAGAGCUGGUUGCGCUCUUUUCUAGAGAGCCUGUUGCAAUAGAAGAUAUCAAGAUGAAAAAAAAUGAUCUUAUCCAGUCGUCAUAUGCAUUUGUUACAUUUUUAUCCAUAGAAGAUGCUAAAAGAAUUGUUGAGAAGUAUAACUACACCACUCUGCACGACAGGGAAAUGACAUUGAUGAUUCUUACGUCCGGUAAUGUUUUUCCAGAAAACGCAAACUUAUUUGUAAAGAACAUUCCAAAAGAAUAUACUACUAAGAAACUUUAUGAAAUCUUCAAAGAUUUUGGAUCAAUAGCAUCCUGCAAGGUAUCAGUCGACAGUAAUGGAGAGUCUAGGGGAUAUGGUUUUGUCCAGUACGAGACCGUUGAGUCGGCUGAUAAGGCGAUUGCGGAUCUUCGAGAUGAGAAAUUUGAGGGAAAAACUCUUAGCAUCUCUAGAUUUGAUAGAUCCCUCCGAGAUCAGAAACACAGUGAUAGUUCCUCUUCUACAUCCUCUUUUACAAAUGUUUUUGUUAAAAAUUUUCCAAGUAGCUUAACAGAGGCGAAAUUAAAAGACAUUUUAGAAAAGUAUGGGCCAAUUUGCUCCAUUUAUUUGCCAUUAAAUGAAAAAUCCGAGCCUGUAGGCUUCGCCUGUGUGAAUUUUGAAAAAGCAGAAGAUGCAGCCAAGGCUGUUGAGAAUCUUCACAACAAACACAUAUUCUCCCUUGAGGAAUGCCAGGAUAGUUCUGUUGCCACCUGCCCCUUUUAUAUUCAAAAGGCUGAGAGAAGAAAAGAAAGAGAGGAGACCAUUCGCAAGCAGCUCGAGGCUUUGUCUCUUAAAGGCAUUAAUUCAAAGAACAAUCUCUAUAUCGCUCAUAUUCCAGAAACAUUUUCAGAAGAUGAAAUACGAGAUCUUUUCAGUAAGUUCGGAACAAUUGUCAGCAUUAAACUACAAAAGACAUCCUCAGAGAACAAUAAACAAUUUGGAUAUAUCUGCUUUAAGACACCGGAGGAGGCUGCAGCGGCUUUUGAAGCGAUGGAUGGUACCUUGCUGGACAACAGUAAGCUGCGUAUAUCAUUUUAUAAGGCCAAAAAUGAAAGAAGGGCAGAAAGCACUUCGGGAAAGCCAAGAUCAUCGAAUUCGGAAUCAAAAGAAGGUCUGUCGAGCAUAGGAACUUCAAAAUUAAUUCAAAGUCUUGCCAAUGUCGUUGAAAGGACGGCCUCACUUUAUAAAAAAGACUGGAAUGUUGUUGGUGCUAACAAUUCAACUGAGUUUUCGCAGAAAAUGGCAAGAGAGUUCUUCUCAGUCCACGAAAAAGAGCUUAAGGAAAUGGUCAGUUCUUCAGCAUUCCUGGAAAACAAAAUCAAGACAAUUCUAAAAAAUAAGAAAGAAAAAUUGAGUCAAAAACAACAAUAA
Molecule: messenger RNA, 1587 nt
Organism: Vittaforma corneae ATCC 50505
Lineage: Eukaryota; Fungi; Microsporidia; Nosematidae
Exons: 1
Coding region: 1-1587 (528 amino acids)
Cellular component (GO): ribonucleoprotein complex
Molecular function (GO): RNA binding
Source: RefSeq, a predicted model, not a curated record